Molecule: messenger RNA, 2205 nt
Organism: Ogataea philodendri
Lineage: Eukaryota; Fungi; Ascomycota; Pichiomycetes; Pichiales; Pichiaceae
Exons: 1
Coding region: 1-2205 (734 amino acids)
Biological process (GO): transmembrane transport
Cellular component (GO): membrane
Molecular function (GO): ATP binding; ATP hydrolysis activity; ABC-type oligopeptide transporter activity
Source: RefSeq, a predicted model, not a curated record
AUGACCCGGGUGUCCAUGCGGCCCAUCUUGAGAACCGGGUUAUUUCAACCUCGUUGUCUUGUUAGUACGUUCGCAGCACCCCGGCCAAAUCUGGACAUCAGACAGACCCUGGAUCAUCAGGCACGUAUAUCUUUUGCGCACCGGUGUUUCAGUGUGUCCAGAGUCAAGUUUGAAAAGCCUAUCGUGCCCGAGAAACAGCCAGAGACAAAGAAGCCCAAACACUGGAAAGAACGCUAUUUUGGAGUGGUGGAAGAGGAUCAGAGCGAGGCGGGCUUUUCGGAAGUGCGAAGACUGCUCAAGCUUGCGCGAAAGGAUAUCAAGCUAUUUUCAGUGGCUAUUUUCCUGCUCUUCAUCAGCGCGUUCAUUGUGAUGGCCCUGCCCAAAGUCACCGGCCAGAUUCUUGAUUCGACCCGGCAUUUUUCCAGUUUAGAAGAGGCACGUUACUACGGUUUGACGCUCUACGAACUUUUGGCUGCUGUUGGUGUGCUGUUGGGUGUCUACACAGCAGCUACUUUUGGCAGAAUCAUCAUUCUUCGAGUGCUGGGUGAAAAAUUGGUAGCCAGACUACGUUCCACAAUCAUGAGAAACGUGCUUCGCCAGGAUAUGGAGUUCUUCGACAAAAACAAGGUGGGAGACCUCAUCUCGCGUCUUUCGAGUGAUGCGUACGUUGUCUCGCGCUCUGUCACACAGAACAUGUCUGACGGUAUCAAACAUUCCAUCGUGGGAGGCACGUCUAUUGGAAUGAUGUUCUACAUUUCGCCAACUCUGUCGAUGAUCAUGUUUGCCUUUGGUCCACCUCUACUUCUUGCCUCUUACAUUUACGGAAUGAUGAUCAAGUCGUUGAGUAGACGGUUGCAAAAGGCAACAGGUGGUCUCACGAAGGUGGCUGAGGAACAACUAAACAACAUCAAAACCAUCCAGUCGUUCACAGCAGAGACGAAGGAGCUCCACAGAUACGACCAGCAAAUCAAAGAGGUGUACAAGAUCAGUUAUAAAGACGCCUUGACCAACGCGUCAUUCUUCGUUUCCACUGGUGUUCUGGGUCAUGCCACUUUCCUUCUCACUCUGGGACUAGGUACCAACUUGGUGUUUAGUGGAAGUAUGACUGUUGGAGAUUUGGCAGCAUACAUGAUGUACACCGAUUACUGUGGAAAUGCCACUUUCGGAGUGGCUACUUUCUAUACAGAGCUUUUCAAAGGAGCAGGAGCAGCUUCCAGACUGUUUGAGAUCCAAGAUCAACAGCCUCAUAUCAACCAGAUCCCCGGCCCCAAAAUUUUUAAUUCCAAAGGUCACAUCGAGUUCAAGAAUGUCACCUUUGCCUAUCCUACACGGCCAGACAACAUCGUGUUUGACAACCUGUCUUUCGAGAUCAAAGCGGGCUCUAACGUGUGUAUAGUGGGCCCUUCAGGUAAGGGAAAGUCCACCAUUGCUUCGUUGCUGCUUCGUUUCUACCAGCCGCUUUCGGGCCAGAUUUUGAUUGACGGUGUGGAUAUUACCAAGUACUCUGUGCACUCGCUGCGUCAACUUCUCGGAUACGUGCAGCAGGAACCUGUUCUGAUUCCUGGAACUUUGGCAGAAAACAUCAAAUAUGGCUUACCGCAGAACGUCAAGGUGACGGCAGACAUGAUCGAAUGGGCCGCAGCAAAGGCAAAUUGCGACUUUGUCCAGCAUUUCCCAGACAAGUUUGCCACAGAUAUCGGGCCUAAAGGGUCUCAGCUGUCUGGAGGCCAGAAACAGAAGAUUGCCAUUGCUCGGUCCUUGAUAAAAAAUCCACCGAUUCUGAUUCUGGACGAGGCCACAUCUGCCCUGGAUUCGAAGUCUGAGAACGCUAUCAAUCUGACAAUUUCCAACCUGAUGCGUGACCAGAGCAUCACCACUAUUUCUAUUGCGCACAGACUCUCCACGAUCGAGAAGUGCGACGAGGUGUUAGUUUUGGGCUACGACGGCCGUGUGGCGGAAGAAGGAAAGUUCAAGGAGCUGUAUGCAAACCACGAUAGUAUGCUGUACAAGCUUUUGAACGAGACGCAGAAGCCAAAGAAGCAGGCCUCAGAAGCCCAAGAAGAGCCUGAAGAGGAAGACGGAGCAGCAGAGAAGGAGGAAGUGGAAGCUUCUUCGGAAGACGUUCUGAAAACGGCGUUUAUCAAACGAAACCCUGUUCUGCGUGACGACUUCAAAGAACACAACGAACAGAAGAGCCUCAGCUAG